CGGGGAGAGUGCGUCGGGAUUCCUCGUGUCUUUCUAGCUGGUUUACCGCAUGCCCACAGUGUAUACAUAAACCCGCCCCGCCGGAGUCCUCUUCAGGUAUUUGCCGUCCGUCGUACAACACAUUAGCCACCAUGGAGGAAGCUGACCAGAAAAUGGCUGUUAUGCGCAAAGCGUUCCAGAUGUUCGACACGAGUAAGAGCGGCUUCAUUGAGACCCUAAAGAUCGCCACGAUCCUGAACACGAUGGGUCAGCUGUUCGACGACGCGGACCUCAACGCCCUGAUCGAGGAAAACGACCCAGAGGGUAGCGGAAAGGUGAACUUCGACGGUUUCUGCAACAUCGCUGGGCGAUUCCUUGAGGAGGAAGACGCCGAGGCCAUGCAGCAAGAACUGAAGGAGGCCUUCCGUCUCUACGACAGGGAAGGAAACGGUUACAUCACCACCGCUACCCUCAAAGAGAUCCUCGCCGCUCUCGACGACAAGUUGACCAACCGUGACCUCGACGGUAUCAUUGCUGAAAUUGAUACCGACGGUUCCGGCACCGUUGACUUCGAUGAAUUCAUGGAGAUGAUGACCGGUGAAUAAGGAUCGUGGCCAACGUCUUCGGUUAAUUAAUUCCCGUGCCAACAAGCGUUCAGAGAUCUUUACGCCCAAGUAACAUCGACAAUGAUCCGGCAUAAAGCCAGCCGAAAGCCCGGAGAGCUGCACUGCCACGGACUCCUGCACGAGUGUUGGUUCCGUUCAAUAAACGCAUAUACCUGUCAGCGCCAUACUUCUAGCGUGAUCGGGUCGGCGUCACAAACAUGUACAUAUAUCCAUUAAUAUCAUAAAUCAUAAAUGAAAUUAAACUAAAGCAACCAAUCGGAUCAUGUAAUAAAUAUUAUUCCAAUAUA
This is a messenger RNA of Neodiprion virginianus, 892 nucleotides long. It is a transcript of the gene TpnC25D, whose product is annotated as troponin C. NCBI's taxonomy places the organism in Eukaryota, Metazoa, Arthropoda, Insecta, Hymenoptera, Diprionidae. Bases 132 to 584 code for a protein of 150 amino acids. The record is from RefSeq and is a predicted model, not a curated record. The transcript has 3 exons. Gene Ontology annotation, molecular function: enzyme regulator activity; calcium ion binding.